Molecule: messenger RNA, 933 nt
Organism: Prunus armeniaca (apricot)
Lineage: Eukaryota; Viridiplantae; Streptophyta; Magnoliopsida; Rosales; Rosaceae
Source: the annotation of a GenBank genome assembly
AUGGCAACCGCCAACUCCGACUCCAACUCCAACACCACAAGUGUGAGCAUGAAGCUACUGGUGGACUCAACUCGUGGCAAAGUUUUGUUUGCAGAAGCGAGCAAGGAUGUCGUUGAUUUUCUCUUCACUCUCCUGUCUCUUCCUGUAGGGACAGUGAUUAGGCUCCUCUCCAAAGACGGCAUGGUUGGUAGCUUGGGAAAGCUUUAUGAGAGUGUUGAAAAUCUCGAUGACACAUACUUGCAACCAAAUCUCAACAAGGACAUGUUGCUGGAACCAAAGGCAACAGUUGCUGGUGCCAAUAUCCUUCCUUUGCUGACCAACAACAACGUUGACUCGAAAGCUAAAAAACUCUACAUGUGUCAAUAUUGCAGUAGCCGCCGUAUUUCCGAUGUGUCUGGAACCCCUUGCCCAGGUUGCGACGAUUCCAUGUACUCUGAGGUGACUUAUGUUUCUCCAGCAGCACCUGCUACCGUGGCAAGACCCAGCGAGGGAGGGUAUGUCAAGGGAGUAGUGACAUACAUGGUCAUGGAUGACUUGGAGGUGAAGCCAAUGUCCACCAUUUCAAGCAUAGCUAUGCUGAACAAGUUCAAUGUGAAGGAGGUUGGUGCUCUUGAAGAGAAAGUGGUUAAUCUUGGCAUGGAAGAGGGUUUGAAGCUGCUGAAGGCAUCGUUGGAGACCAGUACAGUUCUUACAAAAGUGUUCCUGGACACCAAUUGGUGGUGCGCUAAUGUUCCUGAUCAUCUGUUGAACAAUGAUGAAUCAUUGGCUACCGGUGGUCGAGACGACCCUAGAGCCGUUUGCUCCGAGUGCAACUAUACUCUCUCCACAGAGGUGCCUUAUGUCGCGGCACAGGCUACCGCGGAAGGAUCGUCUGGUGUGGUGGUGAAGGAAGCCUAUGUCUACCAUAUCGUGCAUUAUUGGGGGAGCAUGUGA